AUGGCACGCAAGUAUUUGGUCCUGCAGCAAGAAAUAUUCAACUUGCGGAAGAACAAGAUUGCCCUGCAGGAGAAACUGUCCCAGGCUGAGAAGCUGGAGCAGCUCGGCAACCAGCGCUACCAAGACAAGAUAAGAGAACUGGAAAAUAAGAGGGAGAACUUGCGGCACACUCACAGCCGACUAAGACAACAGCUGGAGCAGAUUUUGGCUAGACAGCAAGAGCAGCAACAGCGGGAGCAGCAGCAGCAGGAGGACGGGAGGGGAGGUGGCUUGGGAUCAAACCUCUCCCUGACCCCCUCUGAGGACAGGUGCACGCUCUCCCCCUCUCCAAAGCACCAGGGCUGUGAUUUGUAAGACAGUCAGGGACUCGUUUCUAGUGUGGAUGAGCUGUUCUUCCUUAGUUUCUCAUGCCACGCCCAUAUCAUGUGAGAUGGAAACACAGAAGAAGAAGAAGAAGAAAAGAAAGUUAAUGGAUUAUGUAUAGAUAUUGGAUCAAAGGAUUUAUUACUUUCUGAUCUUCAAAGGGUUCAGAUGUAUAGAAAUUUUCAUCUUGUAUGAUGUUUUUGUAUUUUAGAAAAAGUGAAAAAAAAAUUCUUGGAUGGGGGAUCCAGGGCUGCAAGUUCGAGCAGCUGAAAAAGAGAAGAAAGUAGGCAUUAACUUUCCUUUUUCCCCACUUUCAUGUUUCUUCCUUAACAGGUACUGAGUUGAAUCUAUGGACACUUAUUCUAGACUGUAGGUAUCAGAUAAAACACAUUGUCAAUUUAUUUAGAACCAAAUUUUAGUCUUUUAAGUUGUAAUUUUGGCACUUAUUUAAUAUUCAUUUUAGAAUCACCUGAUAUGACUUAUUUAUUGAUGUAUAAUAUUUUGGAGUUGAUUCUUGCAACUCUAAAAAGUAUGCAUUUUUAGGCUAGACUAUUUUUUAAUGGUAGAAGAUC
Messenger RNA from Penaeus monodon (black tiger shrimp), 935 nucleotides. RefSeq names its product coiled-coil domain-containing protein 6-like. The record is from RefSeq and is a predicted model, not a curated record. Lineage: Eukaryota; Metazoa; Arthropoda; Malacostraca; Decapoda; Penaeidae. Gene Ontology annotation, biological process: JNK cascade; positive regulation of canonical NF-kappaB signal transduction. Gene Ontology annotation, molecular function: MAP kinase kinase kinase activity; magnesium ion binding.